Caenorhabditis auriculariae is the source of this 2540-nucleotide messenger RNA. The record is from the annotation of a GenBank genome assembly. NCBI's taxonomy places the organism in Eukaryota, Metazoa, Nematoda, Chromadorea, Rhabditida, Rhabditidae.
AUGGCUCUUCGGAAAUGUGGAUUAGCUGCUUCCCGUCUUGUUGGGACUCCACGUGUGGCUUCUACCCGCUGUGCUUCGAGUAAGGCUUUUUUCAUUAUUUUCUUUUCCUCAGUUUAACAAAAUAACUGUUUUGGAACUAAUCUUUCUGCAGACAUGACGGUCCGUGAUGCGAUUAAUCAAGCUAUGGACGAGGAAAUCAAAAGAGAUGAACGCGUUUAUCUUUUAGGAGAGGAAGUCGCUCAAUACGAUGGAGCUUAUAAAGUAUUCUUUAUAAGAUAUUUUGUAAAGUAAAUAGAGAUCUUUAUAGGUAUCAAAAGGACUUUGGAAGAAAUACGGAGACAAACGUAUCAUCGACACUCCGAUCACUGAAAUGGGAUUUGCCGGUAAUAUUUCAAAUGAAGCUAUAGGAAAAUGUGAGAUCGUUUGAAGGUAUUGCUGUCGGAUCUGCGAUGGCUGGACUGAGGCCGAUUUGCGAGUUCAUGACCUGGAACUUCUCCAUGCAGGCCAUCGACCAGAUCAUCAACUCUGCCGCCAAGACCUACUACAUGUCUGCUGGACGCGUUAGUUUUGAUAAAAACGGGAAAAAGAAAACAAGAUACUACAGGUGAACGUGCCAAUCGUCUUCCGCGGACCGAAUGGCGCCGCCGCCGGAGUCGCUGCUCAGCAUUCGCAGGACUUCUCCGCGUGGUUCGCUCAUUGCCCAGGACUCAAGGUUCCUGAAUUUUUAUACAAUUGGUAACUUCUCAGGUUCUUUCGCCCUACAGUGCUGAAGACGCCAAGGGUUUGAUGAAGUCGGCAAUCCGUGAUGACAAUCCAGGUGAAUAUAAUCUUGAUAAAAUUUCAUCAGUGAGGGUAGAAAUAUUAUCUUAUACACCUGUACCGGCAUGUUUUUCCCUUUUACUUUUCAUUCUUACUUGUUCCUCAAACUAGUGGAAUACUGAUUUUCCAGUUGUCUUCUUGGAGAACGAAAUCCUCUACGGCCAGUCGUUCCCCGUCUCCGACGAAGCCCUCGGAGAAGAUUUCCUCAUUCCCAUCGGCAAGGCCAAGAUCGAAAGGUGUUCCAAACUCUCAUUAAAUUGAAAUCGAAGUUUUCAGAGAAGGAGACAACGUCACGAUUGUUUCUUUCUCGAAAGGCGUUGAACUCGCUUUGGACGCCGCCAAAAAGUUGGAAUCGGCCGGAGUUUCGGCUGAGGUUUUUUUUUUCAAAAGUUUUGCGAAAAAGAGUAGCUAGAUUGUUUUGAUAUGUUUAUUCUCCUUUUUGUCUUAGAGGGAGUUGGAAAAAAAUCUUCAUAAAUGAACAAUUGGUUCCGUAUACUUACUUUAUCAUUAUUAGUAUUAUUAUUCAUUUUUUUUAGUCUUUCGUUUCACUAUACUUCUUUUUUUUCCAAUUUUGAACACCGAAGAAACUGGUCUAGUUGAGUUAGUUGAAUCCGUCUAGUGUGCUUUGUAAAUGGACCGCAAACAUUUCUGAUUGUUUUUCCUGUUUUUCAAGCAGAGUAACCAUUUUUAAUAGGUUAAUUUUAAAGAGAAAGCCGGUGGAUCAGAAGAAUUGCUAUGUGUUUGCAGGUGAUCAACCUCCGGUCGCUGCGUCCCUUCGAUUUCGAAUCGAUCCGCAAAUCAGUGCACAAGACGCACCGAUUGGUGACCGUCGAGACUGGCUGGCCUUUCUGCGGAAUCGGCUCCGAAAUCGCCGCCCAAGUGAUGGAGAGCGACGUCUUCGACCAACUCGACGCCCCUCUUCUCAGGUGAAAAUUUCAAAAAGACCAUAAUAAACUUUUUUAUCGUGCAUCUGGAUGAUUGAUAGCUUGUCAUCGUUUUUUUUUUCUUUUGAAUUUGAAGAUGUACGUGAUUAGUGCAAUAUUCCAAAAGAAGUGAAAAGUAUUUUUCUCUUACGUUCUCUAAAACAUUUGUAAACGAUUUAAUUUUAAGAUCGAAGUGUUUGAUCAUUUUUUCAAAAUUUUCAUCUUAAUUCUACCUUUUUUUAUGUAUUUUUUCAUGUUCAGUUAUGUUAAAACUUUAGAAUAAAAAAGUAAGAUAACAAAACAUGUCUUGUAGUGCUCAAGAAAAUGCAAUUAUGAAAAUCCUUUUCGGGGUUUUGAAAAUUUUGCGGUUUUUAGGAUUUUCAUCCAACAUAACAUAAAGUAUUUCAACCUUGUGAUUUCAAAAUUUUACCAUAGAAAACGCUUUUUGGUCGCUAGGUCAAGUUAUAAAAAUUGUGGAUUUGUUAAUACUUGACUGAAAGGCUGAAUCUGCAGAGUGACGGGUGUCGACGUGCCGAUGCCUUACGCUCAGUCCUUGGAACAGGCCGCCCUUCCCAACAGCGACCACGUCGUCAAGGCCGUCAAAAAGAGCCUCAACAUCAAGUAAAUGUGUGUGAUCAGAAGAAGGAACUCUCUGGAAACUUCUCCUUCUUCCAGAUAGCUGACUAUCUACUCGACACAAUUUUCGCCACUCGAUUCCUUUCGAACUAUUGGACACUCGCUCAACGCACUUCGUUCACUUUUCACUCCUUUCCAUCCCUUUCUCCGAAUUUUUUUUGA